Molecule: messenger RNA, 1108 nt
Organism: Oryza sativa Japonica Group (Japanese rice)
Lineage: Eukaryota; Viridiplantae; Streptophyta; Magnoliopsida; Poales; Poaceae
Product: induced stolen tip protein TUB8
Source: RefSeq, a predicted model, not a curated record
CCACCUCAGUGCAAAGCUCCACACACACAAACUGAGCUGGACACUUGAUCAGUUUAGCUCUCUUGCUCCUCUAGCUGACCACUCUACUAUACACACACAUAUAUACUUUUUUCUUGGUGUAUUAGUAAGCACACCUCAUCGACAUCAAUGGCCACCGUAGAGGUUGAGACCCCGACCACCGUGCUGGCCGAGGAGGCGCCAGUGGAGGCGACGCCGGCGGCCGCCGCCGCCGAGGUGGAGGCGCCGAAGGAGGAGACGCCGGCGGCGCCGGCCGAGGCUGUGGCCGAGGAGGCGGCGCCCGCCGAGGCCGAGGUGGCGGAGACCAAGGAGGCGGAGCCAGCUGCGGCCGAGCCGGCGGCGGAGGAGGUGAAGGAGGCCGAGCCCGAGCCGGCCGAGCCGGAGGCCGAGCCUGCCAAGGAGGAGGUGGCGCCAGAGCCCGCCGCCGCCGCCGAGGCGGAGGCCAAGGAGGCCGAGCCGGCGGCGCAGGUGGCCGAGGAGGUGAAGGAGGAGGAGGCGGCGCCGGCGCCGGCCGCCGAGGAGGUGAAGGUGGAGGAGGCGGCGCCGGUCGCGGAGCCGGAGGCCGAGAAGGCCAGCGAGUGAGUGCAUGCCGGGGAAGGCUGGCUCGCCGUCGUCGUACACCGUGGAGUACAUGCAUGGCCCGCGCGCGCCGCCGCCGCCGGCGACUCGCCGGAGUUGUACGUACGUGUGCGUGUAGCGAGUGAUGAGUUGAGUGAGCUGGAGUGGUAGUACUCGACUCCGUAGGUGUGUGUGGGUACGCGUGACGUGGGGCUAAAUAAAAGAGUUUGUCAUCGAGGGCGGUGGGGCCCAGCGUCAGUGACGCGGUGCCCCUCUCUGGCCCCCACAUGCCUCCGUCGUCGCAGGCGUUGUUUGUCGGUCUUUUGUGCUUUUUUUUUUUCGUGUUUGAUUGGUUUUCAUCGUGUAAUGGGUGCGUUUCUGAGAGUACAUUGUCUGUCUCUAUGUGUGUGCGAUCUCAGCCGUUCAUGGCCGUGUGCCAACCAUUUCUCGCCGUCGGUGAACCUACCGUCUUGUGUGUUGUUGUUUUGAUCGGUUCGUCGUGUAUAUAUGGGUGUGUCACGUUCUGAGAGUA